GGGCGGGGCGGUGGCCCGCGCAGGGCCGUUUGAAAAGGCGGGGGCGGUGCGUGCGGGGCCUGGUGUGAGGGCGGGUUGUGCUGCACCCAGCGCUUCGGCUUUAUUGUUCUUUUUAUUCUUUUUGGGGCCCUGGAGUUGAAAUGUAACGGGCCGCCCGUGGGUGAGUGGUGACGGUGGAAGAGCUGGUGAGGUUGGCGGAUUUUUCCUUACUGCAAGUGUCGAGCUGCUUCCACGGAAAGAGUUCCACUGCGGCCUGGAGAGUAAUUAGCCAACAUGACGAACACAAAGGGAAAGAGGAGGGGGACACGUUAUAUGUUCUCAAGGCCGUUUCGAAAGCAUGGAGUUGUUCCUCUGGCCACCUAUAUGCGCAUCUACAAGAAGGGCGAUAUAGUUGAUAUCAAGGGUAUGGGUACUGUUCAAAAAGGUAUGCCCCACAAGUGUUACCAUGGCAAGACUGGAAGGGUCUAUAAUGUUACUCAGCACGCCGUGGGCAUUAUUGUUAACAAGCAGGUUAAGGGCAAGAUUCUUGCCAAGAGAAUUAAUGUGCGUAUUGAGCAUAUUAAACAUUCCAAGAGCAGAGACAGCUUUCUGCAGCGUGUGAAGGAGAAUGAAAGGAAGAAAAAGGAAGCAAAAGAAAAAGGCAUUUGGGUUCAACUGAAACGUCAGCCUGCUCCACCAAGAGAAGCACACUUUGUGAGAACUAAUGGAAAGGAUCCAGAGCUGCUGGAGCCAAUUCCCUACGAAUUCAUGGCAUAAUGCACGUUUAAAAAAAUAAAUUAAAGAUCUGGUUUUGGACAAGUGUA
Columba livia (rock pigeon) is the source of this 803-nucleotide messenger RNA. RefSeq names its product ribosomal protein L21 (gene RPL21). The record is from RefSeq and is a predicted model, not a curated record. Bases 274 to 756 code for a protein of 160 amino acids. NCBI's taxonomy places the organism in Eukaryota, Metazoa, Chordata, Aves, Columbiformes, Columbidae. The transcript is spliced from 6 exons. Gene Ontology annotation, cellular component: cytosolic large ribosomal subunit; ribosome. Gene Ontology annotation, biological process: translation. Gene Ontology annotation, molecular function: structural constituent of ribosome.